AUGAGCGGAACGAACGUUUUUGCGGGCGCUCACAACUUUGUUGCUAGCGACAUCACGGUGAAUGCAGCUAAGAUAACGUACCAAUUUGCCUGCUCCGACGCACGGAGUCACGAAAUCGGCACACAUGCCUCAUGCCCCGAGGCGCGCCCCCCUGCUCAGUAUCUAAACGCCCCAGACAGUGCAGCGGUUCCCACCUUAAUUGAAACGACUCCUUUCCUUUCAAGCGACAUCGCCGCCGCCGCCCAAAUCGCUCUCGUGAUUCAUCAAUCUCUCAGCGAUAGCAAAGGGGCUCCGUAUGAGCUUAACUGCUUCGUCGACGAGCUACGUUCUUUCGCCGACGCCUUGCUUUCGCUUUCCGAGAUAGCUGCUCAUUGGCUUGCUUCUCUGAUG
Molecule: messenger RNA, 390 nt
Organism: Laccaria bicolor S238N-H82
Lineage: Eukaryota; Fungi; Basidiomycota; Agaricomycetes; Agaricales; Hydnangiaceae
Exons: 11
Source: RefSeq, a predicted model, not a curated record